Molecule: messenger RNA, 1603 nt
Organism: Pogoniulus pusillus (Red-fronted tinkerbird)
Lineage: Eukaryota; Metazoa; Chordata; Aves; Piciformes; Lybiidae
Gene: CUEDC2
Product: CUE domain containing 2
Exons: 10
Coding region: 371-1225 (284 amino acids)
Molecular function (GO): ubiquitin binding
Source: RefSeq, a predicted model, not a curated record
GCGGCCAGGGCGGCGCGCGGGGCCCCGGGCCGGGGUGAACGGGGGUGACCGGGGGUGACCGGGCGGGCUAGGCGAGGGCCGGCGGCUUCAAGAGGAGUCAGCCUGCAGCCCCCUUGUCGUCGCCGCCGCUGGUGUCCCUGCUGCGUCCUGGGGAGCGCGAGGGCCCGAGACAUCCGGGUGUUCGGCGUAACGCCGCAGUCCGCAGGGAGGGACGCGCCAGUGGGACCCCCUCAUCCAUGGCUUGGACCGAGCAGUCAUAGGAUGGACCACAACUCAUCUGCAGGCACUGAAGUGGCUUCAUAAACACCGUCUGUGAGCCAAGGUCCUUGCACAGCAGUAUUUCUGCUCAGAGAAAAAGGUUUACAGAGACAUGGAGCUUGAAAGAAUCAUUCAGGACACACUGACACACUUUAUCCAGUCCCACCUCCCUGCUGCAGACCUCAGUGGGAUGGAUGAUGUUUUCUUCUCUUAUAUCACGGGUGUCUUGGAAGAGCUGGGCUCACCAGAGUCCUCUGAGGAGACUUUUGACAUGGACACCUUUGUGGAAAUGAUGGAGGCAUAUAUUCCUGGUUUUGCAGAAAUCCACAGUGGGGAUGUUUGUGAAAUGAUGUUCUCACUCUCAGAAAGGCUUAGUGAAGCUCGCAGUAAAGAAAAGCCUGGCAAAAAGGUUGUGGAAAGCAGGAGUGAAGCACCCUCUGAAGACCUGGCCAAGGGACAGGAGCCUGGAGCUGGAGCCUGCAACGGUGAAAGGCUGUGCACUCUAAGAGACGGAGCCGAGGCCAAGGAAGGCGAUGACUUGAAGGAUGGAGUGGAGCUGCUACUGGAGAUGUUCCCAGCCUGUACCAUGGGCCAGGCAGAGAAGGCACUUGCCAUGGCCUUGGGGAACUUGGAGGAGGCAGUGCAGUUAAUCGUGGAGGAGAAGGUGGAAAUUGGCCCAGCAGGUGUGAGCGUGAAGGAACUGGCACGGCCCCGCAGAGCGCCCAACCACGAGGAACUAAAACAGGUUAUCCUACAGAAAUACAUGAUGGUGGAUAGUGCAGAUGAUCAGAAAACACAUCGGCCAGCUCCACCCAAAGAGGCUCCCAAGAAGUUGAUCCGUUAUAUUGAUAACCAGGUGGUGAGUACCAAGGGAGAGAGGUACAAAGACAUCAAGAAGCCUGAGAGUGAGGAGAUGAAGAGAACCUACAUCAGCCUCAAACCAGCGAGGAAGUACAAGUUCCACUGACAACCAGGUCCUCCUGCUAUUCAUCCUCCACCUCGCCAGCCAGGUAUGGCAGGAUGGACAUGUGGCACCAGGGGUGAGGGGACUCCUCCACGUCUCACUAACUGGAACUAACCUGGGAGCCCAAACAUAGCCUUCAGCUUCCUCAGCUAACCCAGAUGACAAAGGAGGAGACUUCUUUCCUUGUGUAGCUGUCCCCAGGGGAACACCACAGUAGCUCUCCAGGGCCUGGGCAUUCUCUGCUAUUCUUUGCAUGGGACAUCUUUAGAUCUAAGAUGUGGCUUGUGUUUUUGCAGCAAGCUUUUUACAGGUCUGUGUGUACUGUUGCUUUAAAUGGAGGGCCAGUAUUAAUAAAGAUGAUGUGACUUUGUGUGUAGUUCA